Molecule: messenger RNA, 950 nt
Organism: Thunnus maccoyii (southern bluefin tuna)
Lineage: Eukaryota; Metazoa; Chordata; Actinopteri; Scombriformes; Scombridae
Gene: c24h1orf115
Product: chromosome 24 C1orf115 homolog
Exons: 3
Coding region: 366-719 (117 amino acids)
Source: RefSeq, a predicted model, not a curated record
UAGCAUCUGGUCUUGUUACAUUUCUGUUUGUUUACAGAUUAAACAAACAAGAUACAACAUGCUAAUUAGCGCGCUUUAGAGCAGAGAAUCAAACUGCAGGAAAAAAACACAAGCUGCUGCACAAACCUUUGAGGUUUAGGUGAGUACAACUUUGGGGUAAAACUUCAACAAGGCAACAAAAAACAAAUCCACAUUCUUCUUCUAAUCCUGCCUUUAGUGUGUUUUAUGUCAAAGCUCACAGUUUCCUGUGUCUGAAAGGAGCUUCAGGCGACUAAUAAAGUUUGACUCCUCCUCACUCCAAAGGUCCUCCUGCCUGAAAACAAGGAGGUCAGAAACCCACAGCGGCAGACGGAGAGAAGCGAGGGAUGGGAGCGCAGGAGGGGGAGGACGCCGCUCAGCCAGCGGGGAAAACACGACAGAAAACCUCCAAAGAAGUUUAUUUUUCCGUCCUGCCGGAUAAAUACGAACCCCUGAUCGAAGAGGUGGAGGAGGAGAGAGAGGAGACGCCGGAGGAGAGGAAGAAGAGGAAGGAGGAGAAAAAGAGGAAGAAGAAGAAGAAGUACAAGAAGUAUAGGAAGAACGUCAGGAAGGCGUUGUGCUUCAGCUGGCGCUGCCUGAUGGCCGGGUUACAGAGCAUGGCGUCCACUUACUCCACUCCCCUGUCCGCCAUGGCUACCGUGGUGACGGAAACUCAACGAUCAACUGGCAGCAAAGCAUGAUGGGACUGAGGACCGAGGACCCUGAGCACAGACGCCUUAAAAGACCCCGAACCACUAAAUGUUUGUUUCAGUAGCUCGUUGUGUUUGAAACAUUUUAACAGGAGUUUAAUUGGACUUUGCUGUUAUUUAUAAGAAUAAAGGAAUUUGUUAAUUAAAAAAUCUAAAUAACGAUGAUAAAAGAAUUAUUAGAAUUGUGUGAAUAUGUAAUAUGCAUCGAUUGGUGGCGGUUCA